Molecule: messenger RNA, 5434 nt
Organism: Nannospalax galili (Upper Galilee mountains blind mole rat)
Lineage: Eukaryota; Metazoa; Chordata; Mammalia; Rodentia; Spalacidae
Gene: Cul7
Product: cullin 7
Exons: 26
Coding region: 176-5365 (1729 amino acids)
Biological process (GO): ubiquitin-dependent protein catabolic process
Cellular component (GO): Golgi apparatus
Molecular function (GO): ubiquitin protein ligase binding
Source: RefSeq, a predicted model, not a curated record
ACCCUGGGCCCCCAGCUUUCCGCUGGGACUGACGGAAAUGAGGGGCGGCUGAGCCCCUGAGGGGCGCGCCCCGAGGCCCAGCGUGGACCGCACUCCGCCCUACUGCAGCAGUCCCGCCUUUGCGCCGGCGCGCUGAGGGCAGCCCAGGCCCCGCCCCCUGGCCAGCGGUGCCAGGAUGGUGGGGGAACUACGCUACAGGGAGUUCAGGGUGCCCCUGGGGCCGGGCUUGCAUGCCUAUCCGGAUGAGCUGAUCCGCCAGCGAGUGGGCCACGAUGGCCACCCUGAGUACCAGAUCCGCUGGCUCAUCCUCAGGCGCGGAGAUGAUGAGGAAGGGAGCUCCAGCCAAGUGGACUGCAAGGCUGAGCACAUCCUGCUGUGGAUGUCUGACAACGAAAUCUAUGCCAACUGCCACAAGAUGCUAGGCGAGGAUGGCCACGUCAUUGGGCCUUCGAAGGAAUCUGCAGAGGCCGGGACCUUGGACAAAUCUGUGCUGGGGGAGAUGGAAACAGAUGUGAAAUCCUUGAUUCAGAGGGCCCUUCGGCAGCUGAAGGAGUGUGUGGGCACUGUCCCUCCUGCCCCUUUGCUUCACACAGUCCACGUCCUCAGUGCCUAUGCCAGCAUUGAGCCCCUCACUGGGGUCUUCAAAGACCCAAGAGUCCUAGACUUGCUCAUGCACAUGUUAAGUAGUUCCGAUUAUCAGAUCCGAUGGAGUGCAGGCCGGAUGAUACAAGCCCUAUCCUCCCAUGAUGCUGGUGAGGGGCAGUUUGGGGAGGAAGGGAAAACAGGAGAGGGUCUGGGUCGGCUCAGGGAUUCACAAGACACUGUGGCAGGAGCUUCUGACUUCAUCAGGACUCGGACCCAGAUCCUUCUGACAUUGAGCCAACAAGAGGCCAUUGAGAAACACCUGGAUUUCGACAGCCGCUGUGCCCUGCUAGCACUCUUUGCACAGGCCACUCUCUCUGAACACCCCAUGUCAUUUGAGGGCAUUCAGCUGCCACAGGUCCCAGGAAGGCUGCUGUUCUCCCUGGUAAAGCACUAUUUGCAUGUCACCUUCCUCCUGGAUCAGAUGAAUGGCAGUGCUGGAGAACAAGGAGCCCAGAACAACUCUGUCCCUGAGGAGUUGAAUGUGGAGCGGGGCCAGCUGGAGCUGGAAUUCAGUAUGGCCAUGGGCACGCUGAUCUCUGAACUGGUGCAGGCCAUGCGCUGGGACUGGGCCUCAGGCAGACCAGGGAAUUUGGCACGGUCCUCCUCUUCCAUCUUCCAGCCUCAGCUUGUAGAUGCCAGCUCAGAGUUCCCACACCCCCAGGCCCAGCACUCCUUCAGGAGGUCAAGGAGGUUUCGCCCCCGUACGGAGUUUGCAAGUGGCAAUACCUAUGCCUUAUAUGUGCGGGACAUGCUGCAGCCAGGGAUGAGGGUGCGGAUGCUGGAGGAUUAUGAAGAGAUCGCUGCUGGGGAUGAAGGUGAAUUCCGGCAGAGCAACAAUGGUGUACCUCCCGUGCAGGUGUUCUGGGAGUCAACAGGCCGUACCUACUGGGUACACUGGCACAUGCUAGAGAUCUUGGGCUUUGAGGAGGACAUUGAGGCUGAUGAGUACCAGGGAGCAGGGCUCAGUGGAGCCUGGGGUGGAGCCCCACCCUCCUGGCGCUGGAAGCCCUUGACUGAACUCUACGCUGUGCCAUAUGUGGUGCCUGAGGAGGAAGACACUGAAGAGAGUGAACAUCUGGCCCAGGCUGAGUGGUGGGAGCUCUUCUUCUUCAUCAAGAAGCUAGAUAGAUCAGACCACCAGCAGGUUGUGCAGAUCCUGCAGGAAAACCUGGAUGGGGAGCACAUUCUGAAUGAUGAAAUCCUGCCUUAUCUGACCGUACCCAUUGAGUUGGCCCAGGACCUGCUGGUGGCUCUCCCUCAGCGACUUGAUGACAGUGCCCUUAGGGACCUGUUCAACUGCUAUGUCUACAGGAAGUAUGGGCCUGAGGCCCUAGCAGGGCAGCUGGCCUACCCAUCCCUUCUAGACGCCCAGCAAGAUGUAUUCCUGUUCAAACCCCAGCCCCAGGAAUCAGAAGAUGCAGCCAGAGUGGAAGCAAAAGAACGCCCAUCUCAGAGUGCCAGCCCUGCCUUGCAGCAACUGGUGGAUGGUUUGGGUCCAUCUGGGAAGCUCCUUGUGGAUCUGGAGCAAGCUCUCAGCUCUGUGGUGCCCCAGGAAAGUGAGGUCAAGCAAUGCAUGCUGCAGCUCCAGAGGCAGCCCCAACCCUUCCUCACACUGAUGCAGAGCCUGGAUACUCCAGCCACUAACAAAGCCCUACAUCUGACUGUGCUGAGAAUCCUGAAGCAGCUGGUGGACUAUCCCGAGGCGUUGCUGCUACCUUGGCAUGAAGCCAUGGAUGCAUGCAUGACCUGCCUACGGUCUCCUAAUACUGACCGAGAGGUGCUCCAGGAACUGAUUUUCUUCCUGCACCACCUGACCUCCACAAGCAGGGACUAUGCUGUGAUACUAAACCAGCUGGGAGCCCGAGAUGCCAUCUCUAAGGCCCUGGAAAAGCACAUGGGGAAGCUUGAGUUGGCUCAGGAGCUUCGGGACAUGGUGUUCAAGUGUGAGAAGCACGCCCAUCUCUACAGGAAGCUCACCACCAACAUCCUAAGUGGCUGCAUCCAGAUGGUGCUGGGCCAGAUUGAAGAUCACAGAAGAACCCAUCGGCCCAUCCAAAUCCCUUUCUUUGAUGUGUUCCUCAGAUAUCUGUGCCAGGGCCCCAGCGCAGAAGUGAAGGAGGACAAGUGCUGGGAGAAGGUAGAGGUGUCGUCCAACCCACAUCGGGCCAGCAAACUGAUAGAUCGCAACCCCAAGACCUACUGGGAGUCCAGUGGCAGUGCUGGGUCCCACUCCAUCACCUUGCACAUGCGUCAGGGUGUCCUCAUCAGGCAGCUGACUCUGCUGGUGGCUGGUGAAGACGCAAGCUACAUGCCAGCACGGGUGGUGGUGUGUGGGGGCGAAAGCACCAGCUCCAUCAACACAGAACUCAACUCGGUGAAUGUGAUGCCAUGUGCCAGCCGGGUGAUCCUCCUGGAGAACCUCACCCACUUUUGGCCCAUCAUCCAGAUUCGCAUAAAGCGCUGCCAGCAGGGCGGCAUUGACACACGCAUUAGGGGACUGGAGGUCCUGGGCCCCAAGCCUACCUUCUGGCCAGUGUUCCGGGAGCAGCUGUGUCGACACACACGCCUCUUCUACAUGGUUCGGGCUCAAGCCUGGAGCCAGGACAUAGCAGAGGACCGAAGGAGCCUCCUGCACCUGAGUUCUAGACUCAACGGGGCUCUGCGCCAGGAGCAGAAUUUUGCUGACCACUUCCUCCCUGAUGAUGAGGCUGCCCAAGCACUGGGCAAGACCUGCUGGGAGGCGCUGGUCAGCCCCCUGGUGCAGAACAUCACCUCUCCCGAUGAAGAUGGCACAAGCUCCCUCGGCUGGCUGCUGGAUCAGUAUCUGGAGUGCCGGGAGGCUGCCCACAACCCUCAGAGCCGUGCUGCAGCUUUCUCCUCACGGGUGCGCUGCCUCACCCACCUGCUGGUGCAUGUGGAGCCCUGUGAGGCAGCACCUCCCAUGGUGGCCAUCCCACAACCCAAGGGCAGAAACAGAAGCCACGACUGGAGCUCCUUGGCUACCCGGGGCCUUCCAAGUAGCAUCAUGAGGAACCUGACCCGCUGUUGGCAGACUGUGGUAGAGGAGCAGGUGAACAACUUUCUGACGUCAUCCUGGCACGAUGAUGACUUUGUGCCACGCUAUUGCGAACAUUUUUAUAACCUGCAGAAGUCGAGCUCUGAGCUGUUUGGUCCACGAGCUGCCUUCUUGCUGGCCAUGCAAAAUGGCUGUGCUGAUGCCUUGCUGAGGCUCCCUUUUCUCAGAGUAGCCCACGUGACUGAGCAGUUUGCCCGGCACAUUGACCAGCGGAUCCAGGGCAGUCGAAUGGGUGGAGCCCGGGGGCUGGAGAUGCUGGCACAAUUGCAGAGAUGCUUGGAAUCAGUCCUAAUUUUCUCUGGCCUGGAGAUAGCCACCACCUUUGAGCACUACUACCAGCAUUACAUGUCUGACCGUCUCCUGGGCGUAGGCACAAGCUGGCUAGAGGGGGCUGUGCUGGAGCAGAUUGGUCCCUGUUUCCCAAACCGGCUCCCCCAGCAGAUGCUACGGAGCCUGAGCACCUCAGAGGAGCUGCAGCGCCAGUUCCAUGUUAACCAGCUCCAGCGGCUCGAUCAGGAACUCCUGAAGCUGGAGGACACAGAGAAGAAAAUACAGGUAGGUCAUGAGGAGGACAAUGGCAUGGAGCAUGAGAGGAAGGAGGAGGACAUUGGGGCGGCAGCAGCCAUGGCUAUAGCAGGAGAGGAGGACUACGAAGAGGAGGAGGAGGAAGAGGAGGAGGAGGACCUCUACUAUGAAGGGACAAUAUCAGAAGUAUCUGUGCUUGUCUUAUCUCCACGCUACUGGCCUGUCUCUUCCAUCUGCCACAUGCUGAACCCCACAACCUGCCUGCCCUCCAACCUGAGGGACACCUUGAACUGCUACUCUAACUUCUACAGCAAGAGUCAGAGCCACCCUGUCUUAGAGAAAGGGCCACAGAGAAGAUUGCAGUGGACGUGGCUGGGCCGGGCUGAACUGCAAUUUGGGGACCAGAUUCUCCAUGUGUCUACAGUACAGAUGUGGCUGCUGCUCUCCCUCAAUGAUAUGAAGGUGCUGUCUGUUGAGAGCCUGCUAGAGCUCUCGGGGCUCCCGCCGGAGGUGCUGAAUCAGGCAAUUGGGACUCUCACCUCAUCAAGGGGCCCCUUGGAUCUUCAGGAGCUGAAGGAUAUACCAGGAGGGGUGCUCAAGGUUCGAGAUGACAGUGAGGAACCCAGGCCCAGGAGGGGCAAUGUGUGGCUUAUUCCACCUCAGACAUACCUGAAAGCUGAGGACGAAGAGGGCCGCAACUUGGAGAAGAGACGAAAUCUCCUAAAUUGCCUUGUUGUCCGAAUCCUCAAGGCUCACGGAGAUGAGGGACUGCACAUUGACCAGCUUGUCUAUCUGGUGCUAGAGGCUUGGCAGAAGGGCCCGUGUCCUCCCAGGGGUUUGGUCAGCAGCCUUGGCAGGGGGGCUGCAUGUAGCAGCACUGACGUCCUCUCCUGUAUUCUGCACCUCCUGGGCAAGGGCACACUGAGACGCCAUGAUGACCGACCCCAGAUGCUGUACUACGCAGUCCCUGUAACUGUGAUGGAGCCCCACACUGAGUCCCUAAACCCGGGCUCCUCAGGCCCCAAUCCCCCACUCACCUUCCACACUCUGCAGAUUCGCUCUCGGGGUGUGCCUUAUGCCUCCUGCACUGGCACCCAAAGCUUCUCCACUUUCCGGUAGCCCUGGAGAUGGGGUCCAGGGUGGGUGAAGUUGGGGGGGGGUCCAUAGAAAUAAAACAGGAAUUUGAUU